UAUUUUGCGACACCGAAACACUGUUUCUCCUGAACCAUUGGGAACAAUAUUCAUGGAUAAUCAAGCCAUGGAAACUGCGUCCGUCUUCUUUAGAUAAAAAAUUCGAAAUACGAUAGAAAAUGGCGGAAAAUGAUGAUGAUGCAUAAUUAUCAAAAAUGAACAUUUUGAAAAGGAAUAUAAAAUAGUUUUUGGUGAAAAUGAAAUACCAAGUACUGAUUACAGUCAAAUGCAACAUUCUAAGAAUCGUUAUUGAUCAAUAAAACUGAAUAAAUUUACAAAAUGCAGACCUCCAGACGGCAGCCAUGUUGAAAUUAGCAUGCCCGGAUGCUAUAUAGCGAUAGCCUCGUUUUCAAUAAUCUUGUCCCAGAUGUUCCAAAGCGAAAGUAGCGGAAAGGACCAGAAAAGAAAUAAGAAAAAGUUAAAUAAUGUGCAAAUGAAUGUUAUAGUGUAUUUUUAUACAGAACCAAUACAACAGAUAAUUUAUUUAACCAUGAUAGUUCAAUUGAAGAUUUAAAAAAAGGGAAAUAAUCCAAGAAAUUCAGACUGUAUAGAGGAGACAACCAAUUAUAUUACCAUAUCAUGCAGGAAGAAUCAUACAUAGUGAUGCAGAAUUUUGAUAAUGAAGAACUUGGUUUGUCUUCGGCAGACCUUAAUACCAUUAUACAAGUUCCUACGUUAGAACCUUUUAUAUUAAGUGAAGAAAGUGUUCUUGAAAACAUCAGUUCAAUUGAUGCCAGUGGUAUCCAUGGUGACCUUUUGGAAAAUUUAGAUCAAAUGGAACUUCAUCUAGAAUGUGAUGAUGAUCGAAAUUAUGAUAUGCCAUGUAUAAGUGAUGAUGUUCAUGUUUUACCAACAGCUCUGUUUGGAAAUAAUGUGAGCUUAUGCAUAUCUUUCUCAAAUAAUUCAUCAGUUAAACUGGAAAAAGAGUGUAAAAAUGAAUAUUCUUGUUCACUCUGUAAUGAAAAAUUUAAAUUUGAAUCAAAGUUUUGUAUGCAUAUGUUAAACAAUCAUCAAGUGGCAAAUCCAUUUCAGUGUGAGUCUUGUAACUAUGCCGCAUCCUGUCGGAAGGUACUUUUAAAGCACUUCAAAAGACGUCACACCAAGAUUUUGGACUCUAAAAAACCUCAUUUUUCUGAUGUUACAAGUGAAUCUCAAAAGCAGAAUGAACAGGACCCUAUAAAUGAAAUAGUUUUACCAGACACAGAACCUGAAUAUAAUACAACUGGUGGCAGUGAUCGAAGUGAUAUUUCACAUCAAGAACAAAAUAAUAGUAAUUGUGUCAGUCAAGUUGAUUCGGUCUUAAAAUGUUCCCAAUGUGAUUACACUUGCAAACAAAAGCGAAGUCUGCUCCUUCACAUCAAACGCCAUUCAGGUGAAUAUGAUUCACAAUGUGACAUUUGUCAGAAGAAAUUUGUUACAACUACUGCAUUAAAGAGACAUUCUAAAACACACCAAGAAACUAGAUCGUUUGUUUGUACAUUUGAAAGCUGCAAUAAAAGUUUCAAAGUCAAAAGUGCAUUGACUGAUCAUAAAAGAUAUGUCCAUGGAAAAACAUGUAUAGAUGUGAAACAAAAUGGCCAUAAAAAACAACAGAGUAAAUCAAAGAAUUGUGACAAGAAAUGCAACUACAAGUGUACUUAUGACAAAUGUGAAAAGUCUUUUCGAGAUUCUUACAAUUUAAGAACACACAUGGCAGUACACACUGGUGUGAAGGAACAAAAAUGUCCAGACUGUGAUUUUAUAUGUGUUCAGAAAGCUUCUAUGAAUUGGCAUUUAAAAUCAAAACAUAAUAAAUAAAGUUUACCCGACAAGUUGAGUUUACAAAUGUACACAUAUAUUGUACUUCAUAUAGAAAAAUAAUUAUAUGGAGGGGUACAUGUAUAUGAGAAAAAGAUGAAUAAUAAACCUGAAAAUAUCAUAAGGUAUUGGUAAAAAGUAAUGUGGCGAUUUUGGAUGAUAGCAGUGCCAAAAAUUUUGUUGAUAUUGUUUAUUUUUGUGGGGACAAAUAUUUAUGUAACAUUGUGAAUACUAAUUUAUGUAUAAUGAAGACUUCGUAUUUUAACUUAAA
Mytilus californianus (California mussel) is the source of this 2068-nucleotide messenger RNA. RefSeq names its product zinc finger protein 182-like. Bases 580 to 1797 code for a protein of 405 amino acids. Gene Ontology annotation, cellular component: nucleus. Gene Ontology annotation, molecular function: DNA-binding transcription factor activity, RNA polymerase II-specific; RNA polymerase II transcription regulatory region sequence-specific DNA binding. The record is from RefSeq and is a predicted model, not a curated record. Gene Ontology annotation, biological process: regulation of transcription by RNA polymerase II. Lineage: Eukaryota; Metazoa; Mollusca; Bivalvia; Mytilida; Mytilidae. The transcript is spliced from 2 exons.